This is a messenger RNA of Podarcis muralis (Common wall lizard), 2449 nucleotides long. Its product is annotated as protein S100-A14-like. Gene Ontology annotation, molecular function: chemokine receptor binding; calcium-dependent protein binding; calcium ion binding. Gene Ontology annotation, biological process: toll-like receptor 4 signaling pathway; positive regulation of monocyte chemotaxis; response to lipopolysaccharide. NCBI's taxonomy places the organism in Eukaryota, Metazoa, Chordata, Lepidosauria, Squamata, Lacertidae. The record is from RefSeq and is a predicted model, not a curated record. Gene Ontology annotation, cellular component: perinuclear region of cytoplasm.
AAGAAUUUGCCUUCCCAAACACGCUCAGACUAGGGUGGGGGAGUGAGGGAAAUAGAAGAGGCAGGAUCUGAUGGAAAGCUAAAAGUCUCCGUUCUCCCUUCUGUUGGCCGCACGUAGGAAAAACAGCCCUUUGUUGGAUUUCUAAGAGCCUCUUUGCGGGAUCUACCCAGCGGAUCUCAAGGAACCGACUUGCCACAACUCGCUCCGGAGAAGGGGAUUUUUGCCGAACCGAACGAACCGAACCGAAUCAACGAUGGGCUUUGGGUGCUGCAAGAAGAGAAAGAACUCUCAAGAGCUCACCGAUGUGGAGAGGGCCAUCGAAAUCGUCAUCAACAACUUCCACUGCUACGCCGUCAAGGGCCGUAAAGAGUGCAUCACCCCCAACGAGCUGAGGGACCUGGUGGGACAGAGGUUGCCACAUUUAGCAGAGAGCGUUGGCACGUUGGACGAUAAGAUUGAAUGCCACGGCGAUGGCGACGAGGCCAAACUGCAAUUCGGCGAGUACUGGAGCGUCAUGGGAGACGCAGCAAAGGGGUGCCGAGUCACAAAGAGUAAGAAGUAACGCACGCCUGGCAGGAUCAGAACCACAAGGCCUCGGACCGUUUACACAGGAAGAACGAGAGACUGUCCGCCAUGAUGUCAAUGUGUUGUCAAUGCAGUGUUAAUAUUUUGGGGUGGUCUCCAUCCCCUCCCCUUGCUCGGUUCUGGGAUAUCAAAGUCUAGAGCUUGAUCGCCUUUAAGUAGGGAAACUUUCAGUUCCCAGCCCAGGUUCCCACCCUAACCACUCCAGUCCACUCUAGAGAAUGGCUUUGUUGUAAGCUUUCCAGGUACACUGACGUUCUCGGUUCCUGACCGCUCAACUUGAGAACCUUCAAACGGAGGAGCUCUGGACCCUUAAGAGGUCAUUUUAGCUCACUGUUCUGGAUGCUUUCUCAAAUUUCCUAUUUUCUGGUUUUGAUAAUUCAGGCCGACCCCCCCAUACUGUGGGGGAGGAAGGGAAAGGAGAAUGUUAGCUGCUUUGAGACUCCUUCGGGUAGUGAUAAAGCAGGAUAUCAAAUCCAAACUCCUCCUCCUCCUCUUCUUCUUCUUCUGCAUGCCUGUUUGUUUGAGAUCUUCCAGAUCUGAUCCAGAACUCUAUGGAGAUUUACUUUUAAAAUAAAUUAGUAGCCCUUGCCUCUAGAUUUGUUAUGUUUCAGUUCUCUCACCACUGGAUCCAGAAUGUCCAGAGCACCCUGUUUCCCUCCUCUCUCUAGAUCCGGAAUCCAGAAUACUAUUUGCUCCAGACCUUGGAAAUGUUAUUAUUAUUUUUAAAAAUAAACCUAUACAUUCAAUCCAAAGUUUUGAUCUCGGUGGUGGAUUUCGUUCCCCGCUUGGCCAGUCCAUCUUGGUUCGCCGGCUUCCAUAGCGUUGAUGAUGCUUCUUCUUCCAUUAGCUGUGUUUUCAAGCUCCUGGUCUCCUCCUUGGGUGUUAUUUUAGUCUUCUAAAUUCACAAAGCAAAGAGGCUAUGGAGUUUGAAUUCAAUGGAUUGGAUCUGACUGUGCCAGAUCAGGUGGGCGGAAGAAGGUGAGAAGCUAUGGAGACUGGACCUAGGCAAGCACUCAACCCGAAUUUACGACCACUGGAGAAAUGCAAAUCUUGGCCCAACCAACUACAACUGUGGCAACAUGGGUUGUGAUUGAACCAGCUUGGAGAGACCGGAUUUAUAUAGGCUCUGCCCAUAACCCACCAGUUCCUGCACUGGCUCCACCCCCUGAUCUGCCAGAGUUCCAACGUGGCUCCGCCCCCUGGCCUCCAACAUCAGGUCUAGCUGUGUUGAAUGCAGUCCUUCAACUCAAUACAUUUGAAAGAUUUGAGUGGACUUCCCUUCACCUCCUGAUAAGCCACCGGGGGGUGAAUUCUUGGAAGAUCCAGUUCCCUCUUCCCAAUACUUACUGUGGCCCUUCUGCAAAAUUUACUGGGUGACUAAGGGAGAGGGCGCAAAGCUCAGGGCUAAUGGCUUUCAAUUUCCUUCCCUGGAAAGGGAAGCAGUGGCUAGCGGUUAGAGCAAGAGGCUAGGAGUUGGGGCCGUGUGUGAUUCUUGGGUUGGAGAGAGAAGAGGUUGGGUAGCAAAGGGUGUUCUGGGGUCAGGGUUGAUGUCUCCACUGGACAAGUCAAACAGGUCUGAGACCUAAACACUCGCCAAAUGGGAACUGCCAGGAGAUACUUUGAAGAAACCCUUCCCUGCAGCCAAAUCUGGUAUGCCGUGGUCAUCAUGAAGCCAUCCACCGAGUGUCCCAAGUUCGGUCUGGAUCCGUCCCAUUCCUUUCCACCUCAUCUGGCAAGAAUUAUCCUCGGUUUCCAAAGUCUGGGCUGGGCGGAUGGCCAAACGUUUUGACCUCUUGUGUUGCUUGCCAUAUUAUUAUUUUUUUUUGUAUAAAUCCAUGAAAUAAAGAAAUAAGAAAAGAAAGAU